Molecule: messenger RNA, 999 nt
Organism: Bathycoccus prasinos
Lineage: Eukaryota; Viridiplantae; Chlorophyta; Mamiellophyceae; Mamiellales; Bathycoccaceae
Exons: 1
Coding region: 1-999 (332 amino acids)
Biological process (GO): translational initiation
Cellular component (GO): eukaryotic translation initiation factor 3 complex, eIF3m
Molecular function (GO): translation initiation factor activity; metallopeptidase activity; translation initiation factor binding
Source: RefSeq, a predicted model, not a curated record
AUGGGAUUCUUCUUACCAAUUUCCGGUUCCGUGUCCCAAGCGGUCGUCCAUCCGAACGUCAUUUUCAACGUCUGCGACUCGUACGUGCGCCGCAACGACAACGUGGAACGAGUGAUCGGCACUUUAUUAGGCCACUACGACGCGAAAACAAACAGAUUGGAAGUGACGAAUUCGUACGCGGUGCCACACAACGUGCAACAAUCCACCGGGCAGGUUUUACUGGACGUGGAAUUCCACCGCGCGAUGAUUGAGUUACACGCGAGAGUAAACCCGAAAGAGAUUGUGAUUGGAUGGUAUUCCACCGGGGACGGGAUCGUCCCGGCGUCGAGUUUAAUACACGAGUUUUACGCCAAAGAGAUGGGCAUGAACAUCUCCGCGCCGUUGCAUUUAACCUUCGACGUGGAGUUUAAGGAUACGGAUAAUUUGGUCAGAGCUUGGGUCGGCAGGAGUUUAGAUUUUGGCGUCAGUUCGCUCGCGCGAAGGCGAGAGUUGGAAAAGAAAGAAGCAGUAAAAAGCGGGAAAGAGGAAAAGAAAGAACAACAUCAAAACGAAGACGAGGACGAGGACGACGAGGACGAGGACAUGGGCAUGUCUUCCGCGUGUUUCCAAGAAAUCGCGUGCGUGACGAACUUCGAGCUCGCGGAACGCGUCGGCUUUGACGCGUUGAGCGCGACGAAAACGGAAAAGAACGCGGAAAACUCGAGCGCCGUGGAAGGUUUGAAGAAAACCGUGGAAAAGAUUGAAAAGUUACUGGACGAGUGCAAAAUACGCGCGGAAGAAAACGGAGGGGAGAGUUCUUCAAUAGUCGUUGGAAAUUCUAGAGUAGGUAGGCAAGUCGCCGAGGUUCUCCGAGCGACGCCGCAGUUGACAAACGACCAGUUCGCCCGAGUCUUUGGCGAAAGCGGCAGAGAUUGCAUGAUGGUUUCGUACGUCGCCAACGUCGCCAAGGUUCAACUCCAAUUGGCCGAGAAGUUGAACACCGCCAGCUUUUUGGUUUAA